AUGAUUACGUAUUUAAAAUCAGUAGAAAAAAUUAAUGAUAUUUCCUCAAAUAAUGUGGACGAACCUGGUAUUGGUAAUUUAAAGAAGCUUACUCAUUUCAGUAUUGAAUCCAUUGUUGGAGAAACUAAUAAAACUGACUCACACGAUACAAUAGAUACACCAAAAAAAUUGCGUCUAAAUAACAAACAGAAAUUGGUUGAUGUGGAUAAUGUAAUAACCGUUAGUGUAGAUAAUAAUAAUAAAUCCUCUGACGUGGGUAAUAUAGAAGGUGUAGGCUAUAUUGAAAAUAAAAUUGAGAUAUCGCCAGAAGACGUCAUUGCUUCGACUAAUGUACUUAAUGUCAACAACAACGACAUCUUGUUUCACGAUAAUACCGACGUGAAACUCGCUCUCGCUCCAAUAGCUGAUGAGAAGGUACCGAACCAUUCCUGUAGUCCACAGUUGCCAGUACCAUCCCCAAACUAUCCGGUGCAGUCCAGCACCGCGGUACCAGAUACUCACAGUUCAUUACCUCAAGCAACUAGUCAGAAACCUAAAAUAGUAGAGAGAGGUAGUAUGUCGGAUGUAGGAACUGAUUCGACUAACAAAAAAUCAUCGAUACGUACUAUACGCCGUGAAAAGAAAAAAGAGUGUACUUUUACCGUACUGAAUAUACCAAAUGUACCUAUUAACACAAAGCCGAUUGCAGCUAAACGUCAAAGACUGAGUAAAAUUGAUUUGGCUGCACUGAAAAGAAACAGAAAAAAGAAAAAGGAGAAUAAGGGAAUCAAGAAAGUUAAAAACGAUAAAGUUUGUGUGGAAUAUGGUGUUACGAUUUAUGGGUAUUCCGAUUGGUCCGAUAGCGACAGUUCUUUUUUUAGUUCCGAUAGCGAAAAUGAAGAAACCGAGACAGAUCUUGUUAUUAAGAGCGGACCGCCCCUUCAGCUGGAUUCACGUCCCGACAAAAUGCAAUUUUUAAAAACACUCAAUCUAACAACGCAUAGAAUGAAUAAUUUUUUAGAAUUACAAAAACUGGAGAGAAGGAAGUGGCUAGACCCCAGUGUCAUCAUAGAAAAAACUGAUGAUGAAAUAACAUCCUUGAAUCUUCCAGUGCCUUUAAAGUCAACGUUAACAUUAAACAUGCUGCAAAAUUACAAGGCCAAAAAGUGUUUCUUUCAGUUACUAGGACUGAAAAUUAUGUCUGCAGAGGGAAAACAAACUUUGGAAAAGAACUGGACGGAAGUGGUAAAAGACCGGAUAAAAAGAAAUUGCGAAUCCUCUGUCACAAAGUACACUGAAAAACUAAACAAAAAAUUGGCCUCUGUGAAAUCACACCAGGACGAACUUAUGAUCGAUAGCAAAAUCAAAGAUAACCCAAUUUUAAAAUUGCCCAUCGUUCACCAAUACAGAGUGAAUUCACUGCACAUCGAUAAAAAAGAAGACUGCAAAAACAUGGCGAUGAAUCAAGGCACUGGAAUAAGCUGCCUUCCUCUUUCUAUGAUAUUGGUACAGAAUCAAAAUUCUAUGAAGAAUGAGAAGUUGGAAAGUUCGAAGGAAAACAUUUGGGUCGAGAAAGAAGAUUGCACCAAGUUUAAAUGGCCGGGAGUACUGGAGUUAAUAGAAGCCUAUAAAAGGUUUUCAAAAGAGAGGGACGUUCAGAUCUUUCAAACGAAAAAGCAACAAACGUACCUAGCCGAAGAAAACCUGAAGAGGCAGCGUGAAGUGAAAUUCCUUGAAAAGAAACAGCGAGAGUUACGUUCCGUUUUGUUCAGGAGAGAGAACGAGAAAAAAGAACUGCAAAAUAGCAUUGACCAAUUAAAAAAUUGUAUCAAUUCCUUUCGGUAA
Molecule: messenger RNA, 1824 nt
Organism: Diabrotica balteata
Lineage: Eukaryota; Metazoa; Arthropoda; Insecta; Coleoptera; Chrysomelidae
Source: the annotation of a GenBank genome assembly